ACGUAAAUACAGUCUGCUUUGCUCUUACCGUUAGGUUUUAAGUUUCUAAUGUUUUUCUUUCUUAUAUGUUUAGCUAGUUUAACAAAAAUAUUAACUUUGGGGUAUGUAACGUUAUGGGCCUCGUAUGCUACAUUUUACACGUCUCUUCACGUCUUAUGAGAUAUUGUGUUUGUUUUGAAUAGAUAUCAGCAUCGAUAACAAGUCAUUUUCAUGGCUAUAUUUGACCUUAACUUUUUGCGAAGUGAAAUGCUAAACUUCAAAUAAACGUUUCACAGUUAUUAUGCAUGCAGUUUUCAUGACCUGUAUUACAUAGAAUAUUUACGAUACACUUGUAAAAUGUUAUUUGGUGAUUGAAAAUGAACUAGUGAAGAAAAAAAAGAAAAAAAUGCAUCAGUUAGAAGACCUAUUAUAUAGCAUUAACUUUAUUCUUUUCUGUACAUUUUACAUUAAAAUCUUGAUGUUGAUUAACCAGAAGGAUUGUGUUGUUAUGCCUCCCUAAUAUUGUGCAAUCAAUACAUAAAAUCAUCUAUAAUGUAUUAUUAAACAUGAUCUAUUAAUUUCUGGUUAUUGAAAAGUAACUGACCUAUAUCAUUAACUGUCAGUAAAUUUCUCUGAGUGAAAUCAAAGUAUGUCUCGCAUUUGUAAGAAGGAACCUGCCGUGUGCUCAGAUUAACCACUUUCCAACAGUAAAAUCUGCCAAAAGAUGGCUCUUUUGAGAAAUAUACUCAGUACUGCCUAUGGACCUACUGGCAGACUGAAAUAAAUACACAACAAUGUUGGAGGCUACAUCUUAACAACUUCGACCUCUACAGCCCUGCUCAAGCGAGUGGAUAAGUCUGAGCUGCUUCUCAAAAUGAUCUCAACUGCUGUUCAACAUCACACCACACGGUACAAUGACUCUGGGCUGUUUAUGGGGAUUCUGAUGCCUAGACUUAUAGAAAAUAAUAAAAAAAAAUAUAACCUCAGGACAUUUGCAGCAGCCAAGGUUUAUAAACAUAUUGUGGAAGAAUGUAACAUGUAUCUUAAAGGAGACUCUUGUGGUUGUAAGGAGCCAGUAGACUUCAACAGCUGUGAUUCACUCAUUGCACUGGCCCACAGCAUGAUCACGAUCAAACCAGCCUGAACGUUGAAUAGCAAGGAAACGCAGCAUAUCAGUUCACUGAUCGCACAGGUCUUCCUGUAUUCCAUCCCUUGCAACUCUUCUGGUCUGACCUGCUUUGGAAGGACAGUCACCAUCAGCAUCGAGGGUGUGAGUGAUUCUUCUGUUUUCCCAGGACUGCUGGUGGAUGUCCCUGAAAUGCUUCAGACUGUGGAUCUUAAGAGACUGGGACCUGCUCCAUUUAAGGAAGUGGUUUUCAACGUAUCACUGUCAGGUGAUAUUUCUGAUCUUGAAGAUGUGGUUUUAGAGAUCCAUAGAGGUGUGGACCCAGAGCGUGAUCUCCUUCAGCAGCUCCUGAAGAUCGGAGAACAUGUUGUUAAGGACAAAAUGAGAUUAUUUGCUUGCCAAAAAGUAGUGCAUCCUAUUCUGCAGGACUACUUAAGGAAACAUGGAGUGGCAGUGAUCGAUUGAGCAUUGCUCAUGUAUGAUUUUUCUCCCAUUUUUCAAAUCUUGAAGGUUCCAUGGGCCUCUUUUAUGAACACUGAUCUGUAGUUCUUUCCAUAGAUGUUUCUGUUGGAUUCAAGUCAGGUGAUUGGCUGGGCCAUUCUAGUAGCUUUACUUUCUUUCUCUAAAAUCAAAUAAGUGUUUCCUUGACUGUGCGUUUGGGAUCAUUGUCUUGCUGGAAUGUCCACCCUUGUUUCAUCAUCCUGGUUGACGGCAGCAGAUUCUUAUUAUUGUAUUAUUACUAUAUUCUCCCAGUAUUUCACAGGCUUGUCUAAAUGUUGUGCAGCAAACUUUAAACGAGCUUCAGAUAUACUUUUUCUUCAGCAAUAGAGCCUUGCAUGGAGAGUGUGCAUACAGGCUAUAGUGAUUGAGUACAUUACUUAUUGUACUUAUUUUCUUUGAAACAAUUGAACAUGCUAAAUUCAGGUCUUUCUGAAGCCCUUCAAAACUGUUCCUUGGCUCUUGGACAACUCUUCUGAUAAUUAUUUUCUCUCCUCUGUCAGAAAUCUUGCGAGGAGCACCUGGUCAUUACCGGUUUAUGGUGAAAUUAUGUUCUUUCCACUUCUGGAUUAUGGUCUCAACAGUGCUAACUAGAGCAUUCAGAAAUAUAGUAAUUCUUCUGUAACCAAUGCCAUCAGCAUAUUUUGCAACAAUAAGAUUUCUUAAAUCAAUGAAAUGUUAAUUGUGGGACAAAUCGGUCAUGAGACACCUUUUUAUUUGCAAUCAGCUGGGACUGAACCAACUAAAAUAAUUUCCACUGACUAGGGGCAGGAUUGCUUUCUAAUUACUGAUAGAGUUCAGCUGGUGUCUUGGAUUUCCAUGCCUUUUUGCACCUCCCUUUCUUCUUGUGUUCAAUACUUUUUCUUUAUUACACAGAAUUUAAUUUCUGAACAGUUUUUGGUUUUUGCUUUCCUUGUACAGUAUGUAUGGAUUACUUGGAUUGUUAUCGACAUCUGGUGAAAAUUUCAU
Molecule: messenger RNA, 2572 nt
Organism: Carassius gibelio (silver crucian carp)
Lineage: Eukaryota; Metazoa; Chordata; Actinopteri; Cypriniformes; Cyprinidae
Gene: mkks
Product: MKKS centrosomal shuttling protein
Biological process (GO): developmental process; cilium assembly; protein folding
Cellular component (GO): nucleus; cytoplasm; kinociliary basal body
Molecular function (GO): ATP binding
Source: RefSeq, a predicted model, not a curated record